Messenger RNA from Lycium barbarum (goji berry), 1689 nucleotides. RefSeq lists its product as uncharacterized. The transcript has 5 exons. Bases 1 to 1689 code for a protein of 562 amino acids. The record is from RefSeq and is a predicted model, not a curated record. Lineage: Eukaryota; Viridiplantae; Streptophyta; Magnoliopsida; Solanales; Solanaceae.
AUGCGACAAGAACAGUCAAUUCAAGUUGCGUUUGUAAAGCCGGAUAAUAAAGCUAAGCUUGAGCACAAAAUUCGUUUAAAGGCUUCAAUUGAGGUGGUGAGACUCCUUUUGAAUCAAGGAUUGGCAUUUUGUGGACAUCGUGAAGAUGAAUCAUCAUUAAACAAGGGUAACUUUCUUGAAAUUCUUUCAUGGUAUGCGAAGCGGUGUGAUAAAAUUAGUGAUCUUGUUUUGAAGAAGGCUCCAAAAAAUAAUCAGUUGACUUCUCAUAAAAUUCAAAAAGAUAUUAUCACCGCAUGUAAGCUGGAAACAAUUAAAGCUAUUAUGGAGGACCUAAAUGGUGACUAUUUCUCAUUGCUACUUAACGAAUCUUGUGAUGUGUCACGUAAGGAGCAAAUGGCAAUUGUUUUGGUAUUUAAAAAAUGUCUUCCGGUUGGAGAACUUGUAUUGUUGGUUUCUAAUGUCUUAAAUGCAGUGGGAGCUUCUUUUAAAUCCAUGGAUGAACUUGGAGAAUAUCAAGCAGAAAAAGUUCAAGAGGCACUAGAUAUGGGCGAGGUUGAAACUGGUAAGGGCUUGAAUCAAGAGCUUGGUCUUGCUAGAGCUACUGAUACACGUUGCGGUUCACACUACAAAUUUUUUAAGAAAUUCAUUAGUAUGUUUUUCUCUAUUACUGAUGUUCUUCAUACUAUUGUUGUUGAUUCCGAAUGUGUUGAAGAUAGUUGUAAGGCUACAGGAUAUCUUAGAGUUUGUCAAACAUUUGAGAUUGCUUUCAUAUUGCACUUAAUGAAAGAUAUUUUGGCGAUUACAAAUGAGCUUAAUGAAUCCUUACAAAAGAAAGAACAAGAUAUUGCAAAUUCCAUGUUACUUGUUAAAGUGGCUAAGAAACGAUUGCAAUGUCUGAGAGAGGAAGGAUGGGAUCCACUUAUCAAGAAUGUGUCUGCAUUUUGUGUCAAGUAUGAUAUUUGGAUACCUAAUUUUGAUGAGUUCUAUAUUAUUGAUUGGCAACUUCAAGAACUCAAUGAUCGUUUUAAUGAGGAGAAAACGGAUUUACUUAUUAAAGUUGCUUGCUUGAAUCCAGUUGACUCAUUUUCUAGUUUUGACAUCAAUAAAAUACUAAGAAUGGUUGAAUUAUAUCCUGAUGAUUUUGGUGAAGAUAUAAUGGUUACUCUUAAAAAUCAGCUAGAGACCUAUAUUGUUGAUGUCCGUGAUGUUGAUGAAAGGUUCUCCAACCUGAAAGGACUUGGUGAUCUUUCUAAAGAGCUAGUUAAGGCAAAGAAACAUUUAAAUUAUCCCCUUGUGUUUCGUCUUGUAAAAUUUGCAUUGCUCCGACCGGUCGCCACCGCUACAGUUGAAAGAGUUUUUUUGGCGAUGAAGUUGAUAAAAACUGAAUUGCGAAAUCGAAUGGAUGACGACUUCAUGAGCGGUUGUAUGGUGCCUUAUGUAGAAAAAUAUAUAUUUAAGACCGUUUCUGAUGAGAGUAUUAUGAACAAGUUUCAAAAAAUGAAAACUCAUAGAAUACAAUUGGACAAUGGAGGCAUCCUAUUUGAUGGACAAACAAGCAAGGAAGAUUCUGUUGCUCAUAAGCUUUACUGGAAUGAUAUAUUGAACCCGCUUGGUGAAAAUCCUGAGUCCGCCACUGAUGGGUUGAAAGGGAUUAGCAUGGGGGGAAGAUGGGAUGAGGACGUGAGGUGA